UGAUUAUGAGUACCUCCGUGAACACUUCCGGGAGAAGCACUUCCUCUGCGAAGAAGGUCGGUGCAGCACUGAGCAGUUCACCCAUGCCUUUCGGACUGAAAUCGACUACAAAGCCCACAAGACAGCUUGUCACAGCAAAAACCGGGCUGAAGCCAGGCAGAAUCGGCAGAUUGACCUGCAGUUCAACUAUGCCCCGAGACACCAGCGGAGAAACGAGGGGGUUGUGAGUGGUGAAGACUACGAUGAAGUUGAUCGAUAUAACAGGCAGAUGAGAGGAAGCAGGUCAGGAUCCCGAGGUGGGCAGCAGAACAGGAGAGGCAGCUGGCGAUACAAGAGAGAAGAAGAAGACCGGGAUGUUGCCGCAGCUGUUCGGGCCUCAGUAGCUGCCAAAAGGCAAGAAGAGAAAAACAGGGUGGAGGAUAAAGGGGACAGCUGUCGCCCCAAGAAGGAAGAUGCCAAAGAUCCUGAGCCAACAGUCUCUAAGCGAGGGGUGAAGCCUUCAUCCGAAGAACCAGUUCCUAAGGAAGCGGUUCCCAAGGCUGCCUUAAGCCAAGAUGACUUUCCUGCCAUUGGCUCGCCAAACAUGAAUUCUGUGCCAAGCUCAUCUCAGUUGGCGCCAGUAAAGCUUGAUGAAGAGGACUUUCCCAGGCUUUCCUUCUCUUCUGCUCCGCCUGUGGUCUCUGCCUCUCUGCCCUUGUCAUACAUGGCUACAGCCCAAAAGACGGGAUUUCAGGAGGAAGACUUCCCUGCCUUGGUCUCUAAAGUACGACCGAGCAGUAAGACGGUGUCAACCCUCGCCUCAGCCUGGAGUGGUGGCUCCAGUAAGAACAUGGCCCGAGCAAUGACGGCCACAGCCAGCCAGCCGGCCAGAAAAGGGCCCCCUCCCGGCAGCAGCAAAGCCAGCAAAAAGAGCAAAGUGGCAAUCCCUGGUAACUUUCAGGACGGCAGCGGCAGCGUUUCCACCCAGGAGAUCCGUAGUGCGCCAACCAUGGUGGAUGUCUCCUCCUUGCUGGCAGCUUCCAACUCUCAGACUUUUGCCAAAGUGGGUAAGAAGAAGAAAGUUGGGACUGAGAAGCUGAGAACAGUCUUGCAGGAAGUGCCAGCUGCCCCCCACUCUCUCGAGAAGGUAGACGAUGCUGAGCAGUCCUCGCCCGUCACUGCCGGUCCUGACCUUCUCAGCACAUCUGCGACUCUGGUAAACGGUCACUCAGAAAAGCCCCCGCUGCCCUGCAGGGCUCCCAAAGAGCCUCCUGGCCUUAAGAAGCCCUCCGGAGGUGGCCAGUGCCUGUUGCCUCAGGAAGACUUUCCAGCCCUUGGGAACACCGGGCCACCUCGCAUGCCUCCACCCCCAGGUUUCAAUUCUGUGGUGCUACUUAAUAGCCCCCCACCCCCUCCUGGGCUGUCGGUGCCUCCUAGUAAACCACCCCCUGGCUUCACUCCUAUUCCAACCACCGGUACUUCAGAAAAUGCCCCAGCUUCAGUGAAAGA
Messenger RNA from Thamnophis sirtalis, 1488 nucleotides. The record is from RefSeq and is a predicted model, not a curated record. Lineage: Eukaryota; Metazoa; Chordata; Lepidosauria; Squamata; Natricidae.